AUGCUUAAUGAAUUUUCUCGCUCCUAUAUUCAUGUUACUAAUGAUACUCUUGAGAAUGUCUUGUUGAAUGUGCCUAAGAUAAGUCCACAAGAGGAAGUGCUAGCAUAUGAAGUAAUGCUCAAUGAGAAGGUUGAAGAAUCAAUUCAAGAAAGCAACACAUCACCACUUGAUCUCCAUCAUGUAAAUGACAAGCAAGAUGUUCUACAAGGUAAGGAAGCACCAAAGGUGGAGUUGAAACCUCUACCUUUGGGCUUGAGGUAUGCAUUUCUUGACUCCAAUAAUGCUUUCGCCGUAAUCAUCAAUUCUAAUCUAACGGAAGAGCAAACCUUCCUCUUGAUCAAUGUAUUGAAGAAACACAAGAAGGCUUUGGGUUAUACCAUUGAUGACCUCAAGGGCAUUGAGGUGGACAAGGCUAAAGUUGAUGUCAUUAAGAAGCUUCCCCCACCUACUAAUGUGAAGGAAGUGAGAAGUUUCCUUGGUCAUGCCGGUUUUUAUCACCGGUUAAAAGAAGCGUUGUGCUCCGCUCCUAUUAUCCAAGGCCCCAAUUGGUCUUUACCUUUCAAACUAAUGUGUGAUGCAAGUGAUGAAGGAAUUGGUGAGGUCUUGGGACAAAGAAAAGAUGGAAAGCUUCAUGUAAUUCACUAUUUUUCAAAGAUCCUCAAUGAGGCACAAAAGAAUCACACUACAACCGAAAAGGAGUUUUUGCGGUUAGACAAAAGGAGAGCCGAAAAUGUGGUGGCCGACCAUCUUUCAAGAUUAGGAGUUGCUAGAGUACAUGAAGAUGACUUACCAAUUAAGGAUGCCUUAAUGGAUGACAUUCGAUAUGCUCUUGAGGAGAAAUCAGAGCCUUGGUGCCAAAGGAUGGGGAACAUCUCUAGAAAGGAAGAAAUGCCUCAAAACCCUAUCCUUGAGCUUGAAGUGUUCGAUGUUUGGGCAAUCGAUUUCAUGGGUCCCUUCAUCUCUUCUCAUGGGAACAAGUAUAUCUUGGUGGCCGCCGAUUAUGUCUCCAAAUGGGCGGAAGUCGUGGCUUCUCCUACAAAUGAUUCCAAGCGAGGGCUUGCUUACCACCCUCAAACAAGUGGUCAAGUGGAGAUAACCAAUAGGGAGCUCAAGGUCAUUUUAGAGAAAAUGGUGGCUAGGACAAGGAAGGAUUGGUCCACCAAGCUCAUUGACUCAUUGUGGGCUUAUAGGACCGCCUUUAAGACUCCAAUAGGGACUACUGCCUAUAAGCUUGUAUAUGGAAAGAAUUGCCACUUGCCCGUAGAAAUGGAGCAUAGAAUGCAUUGGGCAAUCAAGCAAAUUACCUUUGAUCUCCAUAGUGCAGGUGAGAAAAGACUUCUAGAGCUUCAUGAGUUGGAGGAGUUAAGGAUGAAUGCUUAUGAUUGUUCAAGCAUGUACAAAGCAAGAACCAAGGCUUGGCAAGAUGCCCAAAUCGUCAAUAAAGGCUUCGAAGAAGGGCAAAAUAUUCUCCUAUACAACUCUCGUUUAAAGCUUUUUUCGGGCAAGCUAUGGUCAAGAUGGAGUGGGCCAUUCGUCAACACUAAGGUGUUUCCCUAUGGUGAUAUUGAGAUUUCCAAUGAAAAUUAA
Messenger RNA from Chenopodium quinoa (quinoa), 1587 nucleotides. RefSeq lists its product as uncharacterized. Bases 1 to 1587 code for a protein of 528 amino acids. Lineage: Eukaryota; Viridiplantae; Streptophyta; Magnoliopsida; Caryophyllales; Amaranthaceae. The record is from RefSeq and is a predicted model, not a curated record. The transcript has 6 exons. Gene Ontology annotation, molecular function: nucleic acid binding.